Messenger RNA from Cuscuta campestris, 1776 nucleotides. The record is from the annotation of a GenBank genome assembly. NCBI's taxonomy places the organism in Eukaryota, Viridiplantae, Streptophyta, Magnoliopsida, Solanales, Convolvulaceae.
AGAAGUUUAUUAUCAAAUCAUGCAUUUAUUUGGGAAAUAAACUCUGAUGUUGAAUGUAUUUUUUAUAUUUCUAUAAUGCUUAUCUUUAAUGAAUUGAAGAUUUGAAGUCAAAUCCCUUCUCCCAUUCCCAUCUCCACUAUGACCACUAGGCCAUUAUCACCACUUUCUGUAACAACAAAAGUUUUUUAAAAAGUUAAUACAUUUAAAACUUGGAAAGCAUUAGAAUAAACUUACAUUGUUUCACACUUUCUCUUGUAAAACAAUAUUUGGGGAAAAGGCCUCUCAUCUUAAAAAAGAUUUAACACAUGCCACCCAUGUGCCAAUAGAGUAUGUUUUAACAUUGCCUGUUGACUAGCAAUUUCAGUUGACCCAACUUUUUGGUCAUUGUAGUUGUGUGGUGGGAAAUCUUCUGAGGGUAUUUUUGUCGGUGCUUUUCUCUCGAUGUCUUCAACUGCAGUGGUUCUAAAAUUCUUGAUGGAAAAGAAUAGUACCAACACUAUUCAUGGCCAAGUAACCAUUGGCACUCUUAUUCUGCAGGAUUGUGCUGUGGGUCUUCUGUUCGCACUACUUCCAGUACUAGGAGGGACCUCUGGUGUACUGCAGGGACUAAUGUCCAUGACAAAGUCGCUGUUGACGUUGGUCUCAUUUUUGGCCAUUCUAACAAUAUUGUCUCGGACAUGUGUCCCAUGGUUCCUGAAACUGAUGAUAAGCCUAUCAUCGCAGACCAAUGAACUUUAUCAACUGGCUGCUGUUGCAUUUUGCCUUCUAGUUGCUUGGUGUAGUGACAAGCUGGGUCUCAGUUUGGAAUUGGGUUCAUUUGCUGCUGGGGUGAUGAUAUCAACUACUGACCUUGCUCAACAUACCCUUGAACAAGUUGAACCCAUACGAAACUUCUUUGCUGCUUUGUUUCUUGCUAGCAUCGGGAUGCUUAUACAUGUUCAUUUUCUCUGGAACCAUGUUGAUAUCUUACUAGCAUCAGUUAUACUAGUGAUCAUUGUUAAAACUUCCGUAAUCUUUACCGUCGUCAAGGGAUUUGCAUACAACAACAAAACUUCACUUCUGGUUGGGAUGUCUUUAGCACAAAUUGGGGAAUUUGCUUUUGUGUUGCUCAGUCGGGCGUCAAAUCUUCAUCUUGUUGAGGGAAAACUGUAUCUUUUGCUUCUUGGAACAACAGCUCUUAGUCUGGUAACGACUCCAUUGCUUUUCAAGCUUAUACCUGGUGUGGUUCACCUCGGGGUUCUACUCAGGUGGUUUACACCCGACAGCCAAAUUGAGUUGGGGUUGAAAGGGGAUAGCCUCCGUGCCGAUAGUGUUAAACAAAGAAUUGCCUUGAUAUCAAAGGAUCUCUUGAUUCACCAAGGAUAAAGUAGCCAAAACAACUUAUUGAUGCCAUGGAUACAUACCCAGUCAAGCUCAGUUGAGAGAGGUCUUCUUGCAUGACUCCAUCUCAGCGGCUUUCUCCAUUACAAAGAAUUUCCAUAAAUGGGUAAAUGGCAAUGGAGGUUUUCUAACUGACAAAACCACUAACAAAAAGCUCAAGCUUUUGCCUUUAACCAAUGUAACUUUUAUUUUCGUCUAGUUAUUCUUUUUUUCCUUCUUUAAAGUGUAAAAUAGUAUUUGUUUAUUUAUUUAUUGGAGGGAUGUGAUGUAAUGGGCUAGUGAAAUUUCUUCCAUCACAUUUCGUAUGUAUGUAUGUUUUUUUGGUGUAGAUUCCAGUAUGGAACAAACAUUUCGUGCUCGUCCCUCUUCCCAAUUGUAUAAAAAUUCCCAAUUCUC